This is a messenger RNA of Hippoglossus stenolepis (Pacific halibut), 3323 nucleotides long. RefSeq names its product TSC22 domain family 2 (gene tsc22d2). The record is from RefSeq and is a predicted model, not a curated record. Gene Ontology annotation, biological process: regulation of transcription by RNA polymerase II. Lineage: Eukaryota; Metazoa; Chordata; Actinopteri; Pleuronectiformes; Pleuronectidae. Bases 662 to 2542 code for a protein of 626 amino acids. The transcript is spliced from 3 exons.
CUUGUCGGGUGCUUGUGGUGGAGCAGCAGCCUUUAGCUAAGUGUCGCUGUGUAACUGGUUGUAUCUGUCAGCUAGCUGCUAGCAGCAGCUGCCCGAAGUGAGCUGUCCACUCGGCCAGAGGCUAAACUUUCACACGUUUCCUCCUCUACCGCUGGAUUAUUAGUGGGUUUCCAUUCGCCGAUGGAUUUGUUUACAUCAUGAUGUCGCACAUGCCCGGACCGAGGCAGGGGAAACUAGCUAACAUCAGCUAAGUUAGCUAGAGAGGGAGACUGACACACUCUCAGCAGAGAGGGAAGAGUCGGCGGAGACACCGGGCCCGCCUCAGACUAAAGUACCGGUGGCUGCUGCCGAGCGAGAAGUUUGACUAGGGCCUUUUUGCUACCCGCCGAGCGGGUGUUAAAGAGAGAGGCCGCGGGAGGAGAGCAGCAGUCGCCCCCCUGCGCUGUUACCGGAGACCGUGGGACGCUUCGGGAGUUUCGGAGGAGUCCGGCCUCGGUUGUGACACUUUUCUCCGACAAGAGAGAGGAAGAGGAACGGUAUGGAAAUGAACUGUGACGGUACGUGUGUGUGUCAUACCCCCGAGCUGUGAAUUAUUUCGCAAGACAUUAGUCCAGCGCUAAGUUUCAUCUGGGAGCAGACACACUCGACGCAGAUCGUCAACAUGUCGAAAAUGCCAGCAAAGAAGAAAAGUUGUUUCCAGAUCACGAGUGUAACGCAGGCUCAGGUGGCGGCCAGCAGCGUCACCGACGACACCGAGAGCCUGGACGACCCGGACGAGUCCCGGACGGAGGACGUGUCAUCGGAAAUAUUUGACGUUUCUCGGAACGACCUGGGGGUGUGUGACAGGAGCUCGUCCGAAGAAACCUUAAACAAUGUCGGGGAGCCUCAGGAGGGCCAGCCGCCCCCCACGGGUCCUGUCAACGGGGGACUCCCCUAUAAAAGUUUCGGCACUGGUCGUAUCACCCCACAUAAUGUACCGAGCUCAGCCACCCAUCCUCUGACAGCCAUCAACAUGGUCCCUGCUGCCACUGUCUCUACCAGUGUGGCUCCCACGGCUCCUGUUAGCACCAGCUGUAGUUCCAGAUUCAGGGUCAUUAAACUUGACCAUGGUACUGGAGAGCCCUUCAGACGGGGCAGGUGGACAUGCACUGAGUUCCAUGAGAGAGAUUCAGAUUCAAACCUUAUUCGGACUUUAACGCUGGAUCACAGUAUAGACAGGGACAGUGGGCUCGAGACCACCAGUAACUCAGUUGUGACUAGCAGUGCUUUUUCUACACAGGCUUUGGAGAACUCCGCAGAUAGUGGCUACUCUCUCGGGCAAACCACCCACCCUCACCCCUCAGAGCUUCAGCAGCAAGGCUACAGCUUGGCUCCUCAGAUAGGGAGUGGAGCAAGUGCCUUCCAGCCCACUGGGUUCCCAACUACAGCAGCACAGCAGCCACAACAGGCUCAGGUCAAUUUGAAGCCAGUUGCACCCCAAAACGUCCUCUCUAACAGCCUCAAUGGCUUGCACCAAGGUUCCAUGCAGCAGAAGUCUACCAUCCAGUCUCCUGCCACGCAACCCCAGCACUGGCAUCCCACUGGCCUCUCGGCUGGCCAGCCGGACUAUCGUCAGCAGCACUUUGGCUCAAGCACUCAGAACCUUCCCUUGACGACCCUCCCUGCGGUGCCUCAAAUCAGCCAGGUAGACUCGUCUCUAAUCACCCCCACUGGUCCAGGAGUCAAGGGGCUGGGAGGAGAGGCAGCCUCAGCCCAAGGACUCCUGCUGCAAGUGAGCAAUGCAACCGCUGCCAUCCAUCCAGGAAGUGGCCAGCAGCAGCCUGUUAGCCAGAUUCAACCUUCCAUGGCCACCACCACCUUCCACAGCGGUGUUCAGAAUGUGCCUGCCACAGUGCCCAGUACCACCAACACCCCUCCAGGUGCGCCAAGUCAGGGGCCUGGCACGGGAGGACUUGCACAGCCCUUUGGAGCCCACGGAGGAGCCAUAACAGGCCUUCCCUUCGGCUUCAGUAAUCAGACAGAAGAUAGUAGGCAGAAGUAUGAUGCCCCACCUCAGCCAAGUGCCGGCGUGGUUCCAGGAAAAGAUGGUCUAAAGCCUUUCAUUGGCGAGGGCUUCAACCUGCCCGCUCCUGGUGUCAGCAGUUUCUUUGGCAUCCAUAUUACCAUGGAUGUGGAUGACGACAGUGCAUCCGGUGCCAGCGUUGUUGCCAUCGAUAACAAGAUUGAGCAGGCAAUGGACUUGGUGAAGAGCCACCUGAUGUAUGCUGUUCGCGAGGAGGUGGAGGUGUUGAAGGAACAGAUCAAGGAGCUGUACGAGAGGAACUCGGUGCUGGAGCGCGAGAACGCCGUGCUCAAGUCGCUGGCCAACUCGGAUCAGCUCAGCCAGCUGUCCGGUCAGCUCACCCAGGGCAGCAACACACCACCGCUGCUGCUGCAGCAGCAACACCCGCUCGUCACAAACAACAACAACAACAACAACCCCUUAGUUCAUCACGAGGGGAGCCCGAGCGUCCCUCAUCAGCCCAACAUCACCUCGGCGUGAUCCCCCUUCCCCCAGAACACAAGCUUAAAAAACACACACCUCCCACGGACAGGAGCGGAAGAUUCUGUUAGAAAAAGACAACAACUGCUACCGUCCCGUUAGCUCCAUAAAGCAAAAGGCUCUGCUCUGCGCUCAGUAUGUCCCAUUUGAGGAAAAAUCAACAACAGCGACAUGUUUGUUUGUCACCUAGAGCCAUGCUUCGAUGUGUGCACGCUGCCGUCACCAGGCCUUCACGUUGUUAAGACAUUUACCACCAAUUGAAAAGUCUUAUUCUGGCCCUGUGUUUGGCUGCAGAGAAGCGGGGAAAGAAGGAAAGGGGUAGGGGAGUCAGUCUAAACCGUAAAACUGCAUGCUGAUAUUGUGCAGGGGACUGGGGGAGGGGUCAAAAGGCACAGAGGGCCCGAUCUAUUCGGGUAACAAGUGAUGGAAGUGGACGAUGCCCCUGCGAGGGUCCUGUAAAAACAUCCAGCCCAGCAUCUCUACCCCACAUCACUCCAGGGCUGGAAGACGGCAGAGAGGUGGGGGAGAAGAUUCGUCCUCCCUGAGCGGAGGAGGACGCCAGGGGGCCGGCUCGAGUGGAGCGAGUCGAGCGCCCCCAGCUUGUCAUAUGCUGCAACAAACGCUUAUGUUGUUUUCUCAGAGCCACCAUACUUUUGACAUGAAUCGUGAUACUUUUUAAUUAGUUCAGUUUUAGUAUUUGCAUUUAUUUAUUUCAGGGCUGCUAUUUUCAUAAUGUAAAUGAACAAUGUCAUCAAGAUACUUAUUAAAAAGCAAAAAGAAA